AAUCACCAAGCUUGAAGGAGAUCUAAAGGAGGUCUUAGCGUGGAAAUCAGCGAUAAUGCCUAUUGUACAUCUCGUUGAAACAUCCAAGGAGGGUAUUCCAGAAAAUCAUGUUUUUUAGAUUUCCCAGAAAUUUUGAAAUAAAGAAAUAUACGGAACACUCAUUUCCAAGGUAAACUAUUGCAAUCUAGACAUGUAUAGUAUAAUAUUGACAGGCUGCCUGCAACUGUAGAAAGACUUGAGAAGUUAACUACAAGGACUUCGGGAGAUAUCGAAUUCAUCAAAAUCGACCUGAAUAAGAAAGCAACCCUCAACGAUUUUGUAGAUUUCAAACAAAGAAUCACAAAUUAUUACCUUCCCAAGACCGAAGCUGAGGAGUUUGCUACCAAGUCAUCAGUAUUAAAGCUAGAUGAUUCACUGAAUCGCUUUAGAAAGGAAUAUCUAUCGAAAGAAGAAUUUGGAGAGAGAAUGGUUCAAUUCAGGAACAAAAGUGAGAAUUUAUAUUGUUCUAAGACCCUCAUUACUCAUGAUAUCGACAAGAUCAUGAAAGACUUACCCAAAAUUGAUAGUGACAUUAAGGGGCUCUAUGAUUCAGUUAAAAGGCAGGACAACGCACUCGCCAAUAUAAAAGAAAACCUUAAGAAGGUUAGCAAGGAACUGAACUCUAAGAUUGAUAUUAGUUACAAAGCUGAGGUUUCAGAGAAAGUGUCCAAAUUUUGCUCAUAUCAGCAUAUAAAAGAUGUCAAAAUAGAUGUGAAAAAUAGUCUUGAUAAAUUCAAGGAAAAACUGCAAAAAUUUCACAAUCACAUAGUCAAAUUUGCAAAAGAUGUCAAGAAUAGCAAGGUGAUAAUCCAAAGAUUUGACGAGCUCAUCUGAGAAAAAGCGUCUAAAUUUGAGGUUACAAAUUCAGCCUCCUUUCUUGAAAGACUGUCCAAAGAAGUUGACAAGAUCAAAGCUAUACUGGCUCAAGACUCCACUCCUGAAGAGUUAAGGAGUAUCCAUAAUCAGAUAGAUAUCUUGAGGGAUGAAACAGCUGAAUAUAAGAGUACAAUCAUUGCGAAACUUGAUUCUACAAUAGAAGGGUUUACUUUACAACUAGAGGACAAUAUGAUAAAAUUUAUUGACAAGAAUUGAGUCACACAAGAAAUUAUAGAAAAUAUCCACGACUGUAUCUCCCUCAAAAUUGAUGAGAAGAAAUCCAAUAAGGUUAUUAAGACCUUAUUAAAGCAGAUGGGAAUGCUUAACGUCAUCCUUGCAGAAAAUAUCAGAAUGGAAUCUACUGAUAAAGAGGAAUCUGAAGUAGCUAAAAGCAAGAAGAUCAACUAUUUGCUAAAGCAGUCAACUUCUCUGCAGAAAUGGAUAGAUCAGUUUCAGGAUUGUGAUAAUGAAAGUAUUAAGAAGUAUGUCAAGGGAGCGCAUAAUUUAAGAUCUCUAUCCGUCAUCCCAAAGGGACUUAAUGACCUAAAGAAUAUGGCUGAUGGAGAAAUUGAUAAUAUAAAUCCAUGUCUCACUUCAAAGCUAAAAUCCCGAUCUAAAAUAUCUAGCCCAAGAGGAUUAAGUAAUAAGAAGAAUAAUCGACUGUUUAUUUCUUCUAUAACUCCUAACAUUAAUGGAAGUUGCAAGACUUAUUUUGGAAGCAAGGCUAUCUCUAAUAAGUUCAGCAUAAAAGAAGAUGAUGCAUACUGCCCCAAGAUUCUUCGGAGAGAUUUCAUGAACAAAAGUGAGAGUGGUCCUUCGAUGUAUGCUACGAAGAAGCAGAUGGUUAUCAAUGAUAUCUCAAAAAGUUCCUAUCAAAAUAUUAAGAGGAUCAUCAAGAAGAAAACAAAGAUGAAUCUCUCUCUGAGCAAGACGUAUUCUAGUAAUGGCAGGGAUGCUUCUGCUCAUUUGAAAGAAUAACCUGAGUCGUUUCAGUUCCUGUUUCAAUA
Messenger RNA from Moneuplotes crassus, 1922 nucleotides. Lineage: Eukaryota; Ciliophora; Spirotrichea; Euplotida; Euplotidae. The record is from the annotation of a GenBank genome assembly.